CUUUCCCUUAAGGCUACACAGCUGUUUAUUCCCAAUCCUGUAAGUUUUCUUCGCAUUGGGCGUGUGUAAAUGCUCUUACUUUCACAAUUAAACAUAACCGAUGGAGUGCUCGGGCGAUGUGCUGCUUCGCCAAGCAGAGUGUGUGUCUCUGCACUCGGGAGUGUUGUUGGGAAGUGUGUGUUUAGGACUGCUACUGGGAAUGAUAGCCGCCGUACUUGUACACACACUGCUUUUCAAACCCUACUGUCUGUCUGCAAAGUCUAAAGGUGAUCCGUGGAGCCUUAUUGAUGUGGACGAGAGAGACGAUGAAACAGAGCAGGAUGUCAUGGUGGAAAGGAACACAGAGGCUGCAGAAACAGUGAGCUGCACAGACAGCCCUGUGAUCAAUGACGUCAGUGCGUUUGCGCUGAAGGCGCGCGUGGUCUAUCCUAUUAAUCAGAGAUACAGACCUUUAGCAGAUGGAGCCUCGGAUCCCUCACCCCAUGACUCCGCCUCCUCGUCUUCUGAUUGGCCCGGCGAGAGUGGAGACGAGGACGAGAGCGUUUCAUCUAGUCCCAGCCACAAAAGACAUACGGACCUUACGUUCAGGAGAGCCCAACACUAUGUACACACACUGUCCUACCCUGAAGAUGAGAGGAGACUCAGUCUGCUGUGUGUGACGCUGCAAAACCUCCAGCACCAUAUGGCUCAGUUACAGAAGCAACAGUGGGGAAUUUUCCUGCAGAUUGUACAAGCUCUGUUUAGUACAGACAGUAGAUUCAUACAGCAGCAGGAGAAGGAAUUAGAGAAGCUAAAAAGGGAAUCAUCUUCUGGAUCGCUGAGAUCCAAGAUGGGGUCGGAGCCCAUCUGUUCCAUGGAAGAAGUAGAAACAGCAGGAAGACAGACACUGGAAUGCGCACUACAUACGGCUCUGAGCUUUGCUCAACAGUUAGAGCGACUUUGUCAACAUCCUGAGUGCUGCGAGCCGAAUGAUGCCCCACGGGAGGUGACACUCAUCAAGUGCCUGCUGCUGGUGGAAAAGCAGAUGAAAGAAAUUCCUUAUCACAUUAUUCAGACUCUGUGGGACAGGCAGCAGUGGUGGGAGGAGUUAUCUGGUUGGCUAAGAAUUAGGACUGCUUUAAUGAGACAGGAGGCGGAGCUUAUAAUACAGCUCACCAGCCAAUCAGUGGAGGAGCUGACGGCUGACGGACAGCUGGACUUUGAUAACAUGGAGAAGUUGAUCAGUGAGCUGCAGAGUGUGAUGAGUGAUGAGCUACAGCGCUGCACUGAACAGCUUACAGAGCACACCCUGCAGCUGGCCAGCGAUCACUGUGGGAAGACAGACAUCAGGAUAAGGAAGAUGAUAAAGGCUCAGAACAGAGAGAGUCACAUGAUCCAGUCACAUGAUCAUCAAGAUGCUCAGCAGGUUGCCAGGCUGAUGGCAGAGCUGACGUCGAAACACUGGACGCAGAGACAAGAGUAUGAGCUACAGCAAGACAGAAAAGUGUCCGAUGCUGUGUGUGAAGUGUGGAAGAAAGUCUUUUGUCAAUUUUCGGAAAGCGUCAGGAGGUUGUGGCGUGAGUGUGUUGUCAGCAUGCUUACUACAAGCUCCGCCCUUUCUGAGGAGCACUGCUGUAAUCUAGUGAACAACAUGGAAGUUACCUGGACCAAUCAGAUGCAACAAAAGCAAAGCCACGCCCAGCAGCAGCUGCAGAUGCUCAGAGAGCAUCUUGAGCAAAGCAAUCAGAUUUGGGCUGAACAGGAAGCAUUAGCUACCGCUGCACUUCAUCACCUAGGCAACCAGAACAUGAAGGUUACCGUAGCAGUGAUUACCAGGCAGAAAGACUUAAGGGACAGUGUUGCAGUGAUUGAAGGAAAACAGCGCCUCCUGCUGUCAGACAUCCAGCACCAUUUGGCAGCUCAACACUUCUAUAACGCAACCCUGAGAGAGAUGACGACUACACAGUGCUCACACAUAGACACACAGAGCCUUCACCAGGAGCUCCUCUCAGACCUCGAAACAGCCUUGGAACGCCUACGAGGCCACGCCCAGUUUUUAAUCAGCCACGCCCUCGCCCGCAGCGUUCGACAGGGAUUGGUCGAAUCAGUGCGGUCGGACAAAACAGCAGUUGAUGAUGGACAAAAGGACCAGCUGAUGAGGAUACUGUUGGACAGUGGGUGUGUAUCGCGUGACUCUCUUUUCACUCUUGUAAUGAACUACUGCUCUCACCUGCACACGGUCGUCACGGCAACGCAGCUCUUCCCACCUCAAGAGCACUUACAGUUGAGAGAAAGAUGGCAAAAGACAGCAGAGUAUGUAAGAUGUCUACAGCGGGAGCUCAGCCACUGGGCUAGGAAACCACACUCAACUGAGUUUUACAGGAGAGUUGCACAGCAGAAGGAACAUUUUCUUUCUCACUGCGAGGAGGAGUGUGUGUGUGACAGGGUGGACCUGCAGCAUCAAACCCAAACAAUUAGUCAUGAGCUUCAGAAAGAAGAAGAGAGUUUCCUGUCUCGACUGGCAGCUCUAACAAGAGUUCCUGUGACAAACGCACAAUCAAACAGACAUACAGGAGACUGAUACGUAACGCCCCAAGGAGAGACGCUGUAGUCUUUACCAUGUUUCAUCUUUUUAAAUAAAUUUUUUUUAACACC
This is a messenger RNA of Clarias gariepinus (North African catfish), 2634 nucleotides long. It is a transcript of the gene evc, whose product is annotated as evC complex member EVC. The transcript is spliced from 21 exons. Bases 101 to 2560 code for a protein of 819 amino acids. Gene Ontology annotation, biological process: smoothened signaling pathway. The record is from RefSeq and is a predicted model, not a curated record. NCBI's taxonomy places the organism in Eukaryota, Metazoa, Chordata, Actinopteri, Siluriformes, Clariidae.